AUGACAGCGGGUUCGCGCUUCGACAAGCCGCCCAACAAGCCAAUGACUGUUAUAGAAGAUGCCCCUGAGCUGUCUGGCACAGACGAGCUCUUCCUGGAGGAGGAGAGUGACAUGACCCUGUCUUGUGACUCUCGCGCAAACCCCCCUGUAACCAUGGUGUGGCACCGUGAUGGCCAGGCACUUGACCUGUCAGUGGGGCGCUACGUUGCCACAGAUGACGGUGUCACGGCUCGCCUCAGCGCGACAACGCUUAAACGGGAGCUCCACGAGGGCCUCUACAGCUGCACGGCCUCCUCACCUGUGGAGGGCACCACCACCACCAAGUCCUUUCAGGUCACAGUCACAGAUAAGGUGAUGAAAUUUCCCAGGGAUGCCAUGAUUGCUGGGAUCGUGGUAGUUGUGUGCACUGCCAUGCUAGCCCUGCUGUCUAGAUGGGAUAGAAUUUUCAAG
This is a messenger RNA of Engraulis encrasicolus (European anchovy), 450 nucleotides long. Its product is annotated as transmembrane and immunoglobulin domain-containing protein 1-like. The annotation marks the transcript as partial. The record is from RefSeq and is a predicted model, not a curated record. The transcript is spliced from 3 exons. Lineage: Eukaryota; Metazoa; Chordata; Actinopteri; Clupeiformes; Engraulidae.